This is a messenger RNA of Nematolebias whitei (Rio pearlfish), 726 nucleotides long. RefSeq names its product TLC domain containing 5a (gene tlcd5a). The record is from RefSeq and is a predicted model, not a curated record. The transcript is spliced from 2 exons. Gene Ontology annotation, cellular component: membrane. Lineage: Eukaryota; Metazoa; Chordata; Actinopteri; Cyprinodontiformes; Rivulidae. The coding region runs from base 1 to 726 and encodes 241 amino acids.
AUGGCCCUGCUUGUAAUUUGUGCACUCCUGUGCUUGUCCUGCUGGGCAUUGUUCUACUUCAUCCUGUGUAAUGUGAACGAGUCCAGGAGCUACGAAUGGAACUGUCGUCUUGUCACUCUGGUGCACGGCAUCCUGGCAGUCUGCAUCACUGCAUACAUAGGAUACGUGGACGGACCCUGGCCCUUCACUUAUCCAGGAACUAAGAACACCCCUCUCCAGAUCAGUGCCAUGGUGCUAAGUCUGGGCUACUUUAUCUUUGACAUGGCCUGGUGUGUGUACUUCCGCACAGAAGGACCCGUUAUGCUGGCCCACCACACCAUGAGCAUCCUGGGAAUCCUGCUGACCCUGUGGCUGGGGGAGUCUGGCAUCGAGUCCUGCGCCGUGCUCUUUGGCAGCGAGAUCACCAACCCUCUGCUGCAGGCACGCUGGUUCCUCAAACAGACGGGACGCUACGAGACUCGGCUGGGGGACGUCGUGGACGUCCUGUUUGUGCUGCUGUUCGUGGUGAUGCGAGUGUUCGUGGGAGGCACAAUGCUGUACUGUGAGCUGAUCUCUCCACGACCCAGAUUCUUUAUCAAGUGCGGAGGAGUGGCGAUGUACGCUCUAUCCUGGGUCUUCAUGGUGGACAUUGUUCGAUUUGCCAGACGAAAGAGUAAGAGCUGGCACAAGCAGAGAGUCCACCAAGAGAAUGUGACUGCUAAUGGUCAUGAUGGGAAGACAGACUGA